AUGGUGAAUACAGAACAAGAAGAACAGAAGGUCUUCAAUGGUGUACACAAUAUCUAUGGGCAGUUAGAGGAGGUUGAACUCUUUGUAGCUCAAGGGUUGACUUUUUUAUUCCCUUCCCAAAGUGGAUGCACAUUUGACUUUUCUAUUUUGAUACGGAAGAAAGUAAGUUUCCAACUUGAACUUCAUAACAUUAAUUUGACAUCAGUAAAGUGUUUAUCUCCAACUUGA
Molecule: messenger RNA, 228 nt
Organism: Lactuca virosa
Lineage: Eukaryota; Viridiplantae; Streptophyta; Magnoliopsida; Asterales; Asteraceae
Source: the annotation of a GenBank genome assembly